Nanorana parkeri is the source of this 3678-nucleotide messenger RNA. RefSeq names its product non-SMC condensin II complex subunit G2 (gene NCAPG2). The coding region runs from base 42 to 3488 and encodes 1148 amino acids. The transcript is spliced from 28 exons. Gene Ontology annotation, cellular component: condensin complex; nucleus. Gene Ontology annotation, biological process: mitotic sister chromatid segregation. Lineage: Eukaryota; Metazoa; Chordata; Amphibia; Anura; Dicroglossidae. The record is from RefSeq and is a predicted model, not a curated record.
AAGUGACUGUGGACUGAAUCGGUAUAUAGGACGGAGUCACAAUGUCUAAACGUGAGGCGUUUUUACAGGCCACAGGGAAGGAAACAUUACAGGAUUUCUUGCAUUUCAUUCAGCUUCAUAAAGAUGCGUCAGAUCCUUUUGAACUAGAAGAGAUCCUACAAGAGCUGCCAAGGAAACAGAAGGAGGAAUUAUGGCAGAAGCUGAAGGCUUUACUGAUGGAUACUUUGCUGGCAAAUCCAGUAGAGUCAUGGCACAAAUUAGAUGACGACAGUGACGAUGACAUGGAAGUGGAAGGAUCUUCUGAAGUGAAAACCACUAUGGAGGUUAUACAUGGUGUGACUAUUGUGUCAACAGUCUCUGUGUCUGUGGUGGAAGAGAAUAUGAGUUAUCGCGCUCUCCUGGAAUGUGCUGGCCUUCUCAGUGGUAUUCUGGAAGCUUUACCCAGUUCAGAAUCCCACGUCCGUCUUGCCAUCCAGCGACUGUGUGAGGCCUGGUGGGAGAAAGGCUUAGAAAAGAAGGAGGAAUUUGGGAAAAUUGCGUUUUCAAUGGUUUUGGCAAAGUCACUUGAACCGAAAGGUUUGGCUGCGGACAUUACCCGCUUGUGGCACCUUCAUCCAGCUCUCCUCAGUUUUGAUUACAACUCGGAAGACAGUAAUGAAGUGAGGGAUCUGUUACUCCAGAGCUUUAUGAGUAUUAACCACAUUAAGAAAGAAGAGGGCCGGCGGUUUCUUAGCUUUAUCUUCAGCUGGGACAUCAACUUCAUUAAAAUAAUUCAUGGAACAAUUAAAAACCAGCUUCAGAGUUUACCAAAGUCAUUCAUAUGCCACAUUGCAGACAUUUAUUUAAGAGCAUGGAAAAAAACAUCUGAAGACCUUGCAACGACCAUUGAAGACGUUUGUAUCCAGGACUUCAUGCAUCAUGGAGUUCACUUGCCAAGAAACUCUCCAGUGCACCCCAGAGUGAGAGAGAUACUAAGCCACUUUCACCAGCAGAAACUGCGUCAAGGUGUGGAGGCCAUGCUUUGCAGACUCUACCAGCCUAUUAUUUGGAGAGGUUUGAAGGCCCCCAAUUCAGAGGUCCGAUCCAACGCUGCGUUGCUGUUUGUGGAAGUUUUUCCCCUCCGAAAUCCAAAUAUGAACCAUGCAGAUAUGGACAGUGAAAUCCAAAAACAGCUUGAGCAACUUUUCAAUCUCCUAGAAGAUCCUCAUCCUCUUGUGCGAUCCACUGGAGUUCUUGGAGUCUGUAAAAUCGCUGCCAAGUACUGGGAGAUGAUCCCACCAGCUAUACUGGCGGACCUUAUGAAGAAGAUCCUCAGUGACCUUGCUGGCGAUAUCAGUUCUGCUGAUGUGCGCGCUUCCGUAUUUAAGUCUCUGACAAUACUUCUGGAGAACAAGUUAAGUCAUCCACUGUUAGAGCAAAUGCUGCCAUCACUAAAGUACAGUCUCCAUGAUAAUUCAGAGAAGGUCCGAGUGGCUUUUGUGGAUAUGCUGUUGAAGAUAAAGGCUGCCAGAGCUGCUAAGUUCUGGAAGAUUUGCCAUAUGGAGCACCUGCUAGCCCGACUUGAAGUCGAUUCCCGCCCUGUAUGUCGACGCAUUGUCAAUGUGAUGUUUAACUCUUUCUUUCCUGUCAAUGAGCCAGAGGAAGUCUGGUGUGAGCGGUGUGUGACACUCAUACAAAUGAACCCGGGGGCUGCCCGGAGGUUUUAUCAGUAUGCCUAUGAACAUACUGCCCCCACUAAUAUUGCUAAGCUGAUGCUCAACAUACGGCGCUGUCUGAAUGACUGCCUGCAGAGGAACAUUUGCAGUGAAAAUGAGGAGAAUGAAGAGGACAAUGAAAAUGAUGGCAAUAACAAGAAAAAUAAAAGUGUCCUGGAAAAUGUGCUGUCCAAAGAAGAUACAACAUCUAUGGCCAGUUUACUGGAGAUUGUAGUGAUUAUGUGGAGAAGUAUCAGAAAAGCUCUGGAUCAUAAUGUGGAGGCUAAAAACUACACAAUCAGCAAAUUUGCCUCUGUGCUGCCGGAGUAUUUCAGGGUAUUUAAGGAUGAUCGCUGCACUGUACCAUUAAUAAUCUUGGCUUCCUUUAUGCCCCCAUCGGCCAUCCCAACAUUCAGCUGUUCUGUAUUGUCCAAGUUGAGGAAUUUAAAUAAUGAGGCUGAAGAAAACAAAUACUCUUCACUCAUUGACUGCUUGUGUCGCUGGGGGCAAGUUGGUCACCUCCUGGAGCUAAUAACAGACUGGCUUUCUGAGGCUUUGCCAGAGAAGAAGAAAAAAAAAGAUUCUACACGUAAAGUGCGUAUCCAGGAUACCAUGGAGUGCAAACCAGACUUGGCUUUUAAAUAUAUUGAAUAUCUUUUGACCAAAAGCAUGAACCGAGAUUGUCUACUGGCUGCACAAACAAACAAAUUAAAUAACUUAUUCAAACAGCUGGAGCUUGUCAAGGAGGUUCUGUGGUCCUUCAUGAAGCCAUCUGAAGGAGUGACUCCCAUUCUUAGCCAAGAAACUUCCCUGAGGGCCUUUAGUCUUUACUGCAGGCUCAGUAUCCACCUCCAAAACAAGUUCAGUUCAGAAGGAAGAACUUACUUGUCAAUGUUGGAGGAUACUGGUGGUUGGAUUGAAAGUCAGAUUCUUGGAAUACUUGGAAGCAGUGAGCCCCUCACAGAGCAGCAGGGUAAAAUGGCUCAACUGAUCCUUCAGACCUAUCUGACAGUAUGUAAAGAUGUGAUAAUGGUUGGCCUUGGUGACUCAGAUUUUCAAGCACAGAUUCUUCAAAUUCUGCUCUCAAUAAUACAAAUUGAGGAGUGCUGUGAUUGCCUGCCAACUUUUCUGUCUGUACUAAAAGAAGUAACAGAGGUUUGUCUGGCUCACAAGAUAAAUAAUGCAAAUGCUGAGUUGGAUAAACACCUUGAUGCUAUACAGACAUGCUUCCACAAAGCUAUAGAGGUUUCCGCUCGCAGACUGAGGAAAGAGCAAGAUGAAGCAUUCCAGUUGCUGCACUCCAUUCAGGUGCCUAUUGGACAGUUUGUGAACACAGUUCAGUGCUGGCAUAUGGCGUCUUCAGAAGUCCACCACGGGACCCUCUCCACAAUCAUCGCAGCUGUGGUGGUGGAAAUAAGCCACGCUUUGCGGAAAAUUUCAGAUCCAGAUGAGAUUGCCAUUCCAACAUCGGUAUCAGAGUUGCCGCCGUUGUCUAGGUGCUUAAUGUCAGUUGUUAUAAAGACGUCAAGUGUGCUAAAUGCAUUUUUAGGUGAUCUUGCUACAUGUGUUUUGGCGGAAGAGAUUGAAGGAAUACUGAGCUUAACUGCAUCCUUACAUAUCAUCAUGGUCAGCAGUAAAGGGAAACGCUUGUCUGCAGUAUCUAAAGACAUUGCUGCAACAGUAUAUAGAAAGCUGAAGAACCACAGAGAAGUCACAAUGGAAGAUGAUGAAAACAUAGAAAGAGCUAUAUAUGAAUCAUCAAUGAGAACCUUAGAUCAGCUUCUACAGCCGUAAAAAGACCCAGAAGCCAAACGCCUUUUUUUUUUUUAAACAAGAUAAAUGUACAGAGGUUGGAUAUCACUAACCAGCAUUUUUAUAUAUUUAAUAACAAACAAGACAAACUCUCGGGAGUCUACUUAAUGUAAUGUACAAUUUAAAGAACUGUUUUGUAAGCAUCUUUGUAAAUAUAAAAUAUAUGAAUGAA